AUGGAACAUAAUCAAACCCACAUUAAAGUUUUUCUCAUCUUAAUUUCCUUAUUUGGUCUAUUCACUUGCACUACAUGUAGUACACAGUGGUAUCAUGAAGAGAAGUAUCCCUCUCCAGGAGACUGGUUAAACCACGGGGGUAACAUAUACAACCGAAGAUAUGCUGAAGGCGAAACCAAGAUUAGCCCGUCUACUGCUCCUAAGUUGCGUCUCAAGUGGGAGUUCUACGCAGGGGACGAUGUAUCAGCAACACCAGCAAUCUACAAAGGGAUAGUCUAUUUCCCUAGCUGGAAUGGCUAUCUUUAUGCAGUAAAAGCUUCUGAUGGCUCUCUUGUGUGGAAAAAGAAUCUGCAAAAGCUAACUGGACUUAAGUCGACCUUACCGACAAUUCUAAAUAUAACUUCAGCAGCACUUUUGUCUAGAUGUUGA
Molecule: messenger RNA, 429 nt
Organism: Fraxinus pennsylvanica
Lineage: Eukaryota; Viridiplantae; Streptophyta; Magnoliopsida; Lamiales; Oleaceae
Source: the annotation of a GenBank genome assembly